Protopterus annectens (West African lungfish) is the source of this 2220-nucleotide messenger RNA. Its product is annotated as zinc finger protein 501-like. Bases 567 to 2114 code for a protein of 515 amino acids. The record is from RefSeq and is a predicted model, not a curated record. Gene Ontology annotation, biological process: central nervous system development; regulation of transcription by RNA polymerase II. Gene Ontology annotation, cellular component: nucleus. NCBI's taxonomy places the organism in Eukaryota, Metazoa, Chordata, Ceratodontiformes, Protopteridae. Gene Ontology annotation, molecular function: DNA-binding transcription factor activity, RNA polymerase II-specific; RNA polymerase II cis-regulatory region sequence-specific DNA binding. The transcript is spliced from 5 exons.
AUGAAAUGAAAUAGAGUAGUUGCUGGUAAUAUGGGUUAUAUACGCUAGCUGUAAUUAUUUAGCUUAUUUAUUGAGUUUGCUUGAAACUCUACUGAUUCUGAAGUGAGGAAACCAAUUCUAUAGUAGGUCUGCAUUUUUGCUUUAAAUCUGCAAAGAACCUUUCCAACAAAAAGUCCAGAGUGAAUUUUAAACCGUCUUCUAUACUUCAAAGAUACCACAGACUGAAACUGAAGCACACAAGACCAGAAGCAGGCUGCAGAGAGAAAAAAAGACAUGCAGAAUCUGUAUGAUACAAAUCUUACAUCAGAGCAGUACUGUGGGGAUUACAGACAGAAACUGAAGCUAUUUUGCAAGUAAGGUGAGGCCUUUGUAUCCUGUGUGUUCCCAGAUAUUCUAGCCACAGUCCUCUGUUCCUGCAUGAGGCAGUCAGUCUACAUAAGGAAGGUGUUUGCAUUUUGUGACAAUAUAUUACACAAGAGUUUGCAGAACUGCACCAGUUUCUUCAUGACAACGAACAGAACCUUCUCCAACAACUUUAAAUAGAAUAAGUAAAAAUUCUGAAUGAAAUGCACGCACGUUUUAAGUGCAUUCAAAGUGACAUUAUGGCCACCCACGUUAUGGUGUCUGAUGCCAAGUUAGAACUCAUGAAAGAAGUAGUAAGAACUUUGGAAGAAACUGAAGAAGAGAGUGUCUGUAUUAAAAAUGAUGUUAUGGCCAGUCAGGAAAUGGUGUCCAAUAAAUCACAACUUCAAGAAUGGGAAACUACUAGUUUUCUAACAAUACCAGAAACAUUUGAGGAUGUUGCCGUCACUUUCUCAGAAGAUGAGUGGAAGAUGUUAAGAAAACAGGACAAGAAGCUUCACAAGGAUGUGAUGGUACAGAUCUAUGAAACUAUGGUUUCAGUAGGAUACAACAUCCCCACAGAGAAAUUGCUACUUCUGCUUAAGAUAGACAAUGAUGAACUCCAGGAAGAGGACAUGGAGGUGAAAAAUAACACAGAAGAAAAUAAUCGUGAGUACAAACUCAACAUUAUCAGAAGCACAGAAUGCGGUGUGGGUUGUAGUCAGCAAACUUCACAUGGAAUACCUGCACUACAUCACCUUGCAGAGUUCCUGCAGCACGAUGUUCAACCUGUGAAGAGCUCCAACAAGCAUCAAGUCACACCUGCAUCACAGCAUAACUGCAGAAAGUUCUGUGACUUUUGCACAAGUUUUGAUCCACCGCAAAAUCCAGUAGUACAUCAGAAAUCUUACACAGUGAAGAAACCGUACAAAUGUCCUGAAUGUAGUAAAUGUUUCAAAUAUAGUGGUAAUCUGACACGCCAUCAGGCUAGUCACAUGGAAGAAAAAGCAUACAAAUGCCCUGAAUGCAGUAAGUGUUUUUCAUAUAAGAGUAAGCUGGAGUGUCAUCAGGCCAUUCACACUGGAGUAAAACCAUAUAAAUGUCCUGAAUGCAGUAAAUGUUUUUCAUGGAGCAGUAGUUUGAUGAACCAUCAGACCAUUCACAAAAGGGAGAAACCAUAUAAAUGCACUGACUGCAAUAAAUGUUUUUCACGUAAUCAGGAUAGGAUGCGUCAUCAGGUCAUUCACACCAAGGUAAAACCAUAUAAAUGCCUUUUAUGCAAUAAGUGCUUUUCAUGGAGCACUAGUUUGAUGCGCCAUCAAUCCAUUCACACAGGGGAGAAGUCAUAUAAGUGUCUUGAAUGCAAUAAGUGUUUUUCACGUAGCAGUACACUGAAGUGCCAUGAGGCCAUUCACAAAGGGGAGAAACCAUAUACAUGCACUGAAUGCAAUAAGUGCUUUUCACGUCGCAGCACAUUGAAGUCCCACCAGGCCGUUCACAAAGGGGAGAAACCAUAUAAAUGCACUGAAUGCAAUAAGUGUUUUUCACGUCGCAGUAAUCUGAAGUCCCAUCAGGCCAUUCACAAAGGUGUGAAACCAUAUAAAUGCACUGAAUGCAAUAAGUGUUUUUCACAUAGCAGUACACUAAAGUGUCACAAAGCCAUUCACACAGGGGCAAAACCAUAUAAAUGUACUGAAUGCAGCAAGUGUUUUUCACGUAGCAAUUAUCUGAUAAAGCAUCGGGCUGUUCAUAGAGGGGUCCUAAUGGAGUGAUGGGGUCAUACUGGAGAGAAGGGGUCCUAAUAGAGAGAUGAAAACUCACCAAGCAAAGGAGAGUAGUAAUAGUGCUGGAAAUGAAUUCAUCCUCAAGUCUUGGUGA